CUUGAUGAAUGAGGAGAUGCAUCACUUUCUAAUAUACACGUGAACUUGACAAUAUAAUUGGGCACCGUUUCUCACAGGAAUCUAGGGAAACAGAGAAGGAGUUGAUCUGGAAGAGACCAGAGGUGGAGGGAGGUACUGGAAAGAGAGAAGGGAAUGAAGGAGGGGAAACUGCAUCCCAGAUGUAAUGUAAAGAAGAAUAAAAGUUAAAAAGGAUUUAUUUUAUUUUACGUAUGUGAGUGUUUUGCCUGCAUAUAUGUCUGUGUGCCAUUUUCAUGCUUGGAUCAGAGAGGGCAAUGGAGCCUCAGGAACUAGAGAUACAGAUGGUUCUGAGCCACCAUGUCACUGAUGGGAAUCUAACUCAGGUCCUUUGAAAGAGUAAAACGUGCUGUUAUCCACUGAGGUACCUCAGUGGAUAAAAUAGGUAAAAUAGCAAUAUGGAUAGCUGGAAAAACUAUAAGGUAUCAUACCAUUAAACAUUUACCCACCCCCCAGCAAGGAAAAAUGGUGUUUGUCCUGGUAGCAGGUUCUUUAAACCUGAGGUGGAGUUCACAAAAGUUUUAAAUGGGAUGGGAAGUAAAUAAUGAGACAUCUAGGACAAUUUGUAACCACAAUGGUAAUAUAGUUAAUAGGGUGUGGAAAGUGUAGUAAUGACCUCCUAUUGUAUCUCUGUCUUUAAUUCCACAUCCUGAGAAUGUAAGAUUUCAUGGAAAAGGGAACAUAAAAACAGAUGAAAUGAGAUAGACAUUUUUGGGGAUUAAAAUAGUGGGAUUAUCAUGAAAUUUCACUGUGAUUCAAAUAAAAUUAUGAGUCAAAACAUGGAUAGUUGCAAAAUAUAGCUUAGUAAACUUAUGAAAUGAGUCUGACAAACCUUGUGAUUUUGGAUUUGUUGUGUGAUUUUUCCAAGAUCAACAUAAUUUUCAUUCAAUUGUAAAACUGUGAUUAAUAUUCUGUAUUUUUCACUACUGUUUUAGGUAUUAAUUAUAAAAUUAGGCAAUGUAAAUCAGUAGGAUUGGAUUUCUAAGGCAUGAUGCCUUGGUGCAAUACAGGCACACAAAGUGUGCAUUCUCUAUAGAAUCUGACUGUAAAUAACUUUACUGUCUCUCCUAUGCUAUAUAUACAGAUAGAUACAUAGUGAAGUGUAUAGAAAUGGAGGCUAUGAUAUUCAGUCUGGAAUAUCAAAAUUUAAAGAUACAGGUUAAUCAAAAAUGACUAGAUAAAACAGAAUGAUGUUUUAGACAUACUGACCAGUGAACCACAAGUUUGACGUGUACUCUAUUGUUUUUCUAGAUAUGUGAAAUAUGCUUCCAUUAUGAUGUUGAGAUGAAUACACUUUCCAUGUAUGUCCUCAUUGAAGAAUGUCCUUUAUUUCCAAGCUGGACUUGGAGUCCUGGCCAAUAUGUUUCUCCUUUUUUUCUACACUUCCAUAAUUCUAGGUCAUAAAUCUAAGCCCAUGGACAUGAUCUCCUUUCAACUGACCUUCAUCCACAUAGUACUAGUCCUCAGUGGAGGGGAUAUUGGUCUUACAGACAUAUUUGAGUCACUGAACAUUGAGAAUGACUUCAAAUGUAAGACAACUUUUUACAUAAACAGGGUGAUGAGAGGCCUGUCUGUCUGUAUCACCUGCCUCCUGAGUGUGUUCCAGGCUGUCACUAUCAGUCCCAGCACCUCUUUGCUGGCAAAGUUUAAACAUAAACUAAAAAGACACAUGAUCUAUGUUUUCUUCUACCUUUGGUCUUUCAACUUGUCAUUCAGUAGUAGGUGGAUCUUCUAUGUUGGGGCUUUUACCAAUGUGAGUGAGACCAACCAGAUGAAGGUCACCAAAACCUGCUCACUCUUCCCCAUGAAUUACAUCACCAGGGCACUGAUUUUAACAGUGACAACCUCCAGAGAUGUAUUUCUUGUAGGAGUUAUGCUGAUCACAAGCGCAUACAUGGUGAUCAUCUUGUUCAGACAUCAGAAGCAAUGCAAACAUCUUCACAGCCUUAGCCACCUGAGGGCGUCCCCUGAGAAAAGGGCCACCCAGACCAUCUUGAUGCUGGUGGUUGUCUUUGUGGUCAUGUACUGGGUGGACUUCAUCAUCUCAUGCACUGCAGUCCUGUUAUUGGUGUACCACCCAGUCAUCCUGACUGUUCAGAAGUUUGUGAUGAAUGCCUAUCCCACAAUUGCUCCUUUGGUACAAAUCAGUUCUGAUAACAGAAUAAUCAAUAUGCUGACAACCUUGUGGUCAAAAUGCCACAAGACUUUUUUAAAAGGGUAAAUUUUCUCUUCCUUUAAAAAACCAAUUGAUUAGCCAGGCAGUAGUGGAGCACACCUUUUUUUUUUUCCAGCA
Molecule: messenger RNA, 2329 nt
Organism: Mesocricetus auratus (golden hamster)
Lineage: Eukaryota; Metazoa; Chordata; Mammalia; Rodentia; Cricetidae
Product: putative vomeronasal receptor-like protein 4
Exons: 3
Coding region: 1340-2257 (305 amino acids)
Biological process (GO): G protein-coupled receptor signaling pathway
Cellular component (GO): membrane
Molecular function (GO): pheromone receptor activity
Source: RefSeq, a predicted model, not a curated record